AUGGGCGACGAGGCUGACGACCUCCUGCUGAGUUUCCAUUUAUCAGACCAGGAUGCGGACAACUACGACAUUGUAUUCCAGAAAUUUGCAGACCAUUAUGGCGGGAAACGCAAUCUGGUGUACGAGCGUGUGAAAUUCCACCAGAGGUCCCAACAGCCCGGAGAGUCGAUUGAUGGCUACAUAACUGAUUUGUUUCGUUUGGCAGAACGUUGCAACUUCAAGCAGCUCCACGACGAGAUGAUCCGUGAUCGCCUUGUUGCAGGAGUUCCAGACACUGCCCUGUCCCAGAAACUGCAACUGGACCCAUCACUUACUCUGGACAAAGCUCUGGCACAAGCUCGCCAGAAAGAGACAGUUCGAACACAACAGUCCACUGUCCGUCACAGUUCGUCAGCCCGUGCAACUCUUCACCAAGUCCACGCUUUCGAACAGCAGCAUCACUCUGCAUCUCGUCAGGCCAAGUGUUCAUUUUGCAGCAAGAUUGGACAAUUUGCUGUUGUUUGUAUGCAGAAGCACACUAGUAGCUCUCAGUCUGCCUCCAACACCAGUCACAUGCAUAGUCUGCAGUCCUCUGCUGCUAGCGCUGGUCCAUUACAGUCUGCUGACCAGUGGCACUAUCCUCCAGCCUACCUAGGUGCAUUAUCUGCAGAUACUGGGUGGUCUAUGCCCAUGCUGCUGCAGUCAGUACCUGCAACAAUGAAGGUCGACACUGGUGCAGACGUAACCGCCAUCCCAGCCAGCUUAUAUGACGACAUAUCUGCUCACCAUCAGCUCAACCUCCAGGAGUCCGACCGUAUGCUGAAAGGUCCAGACAACGCGACUCUAGCAGUUUCAGGCCGCAUCACACUCAGUAUAUGCCGUGCUGCAUUUUCCGACUUUGCAGUAGACACAACAGUGUACGUGGUACCGCACCUGAAAACACCUCUGCUCAGCCGGCCAGCAAUCGAAGCCCUACAUAUCUGCAGUCCGCCAGCAGAUUUGCUCAGCACAACUACCGGUACUUCUGAGCAGUCCUCUGUCAAAACGCAGUACCCUGAGCUCUUAGCGGAAGUUGGUUUGUUUGGCAGUGAGCACACGAUUCGGCUGGUCGAUAAUGCACAGCCUUACUCUCUGCCUACACCAUGCCGUAUCUUUCUAUCGAUGGAAGCCAAAGUUAUCGAAGAACUGCAGGCCCUCGAACAGAGUGGUGUCAUUUGCAAGGUUAUCCGACGGGAACGUCACAUCAUGCCAACAACCGAUCACCUGCUUGCUCGCCUCGGCACAGCCAAGGUCUUCUCGAAGCUGGACGCGAACAAGGGCUUUCACCAGAUCCCCUUGUCGCUGGAAUCUCAACUGCUAACAACAUUCAUUACGCCCAUCGGUCGUUUCUGCUUUCGACGACUCCCGUUUGGCAUCUCCUCUGCACCUGAGUACUUCCAGAAGCAGAUGUCUGACCUGCUGAGCGACCUGCCAGGCACAAUUUGCAUGAUCGAUGACGUUCUAACCUUGGGUGACGACGAACACGAGGAGGAGAAUAAUCUGCAUGCAGUCCUACAGCGUCUCUCAUCAGCCGGAAUCACACUCAACCCAGACAAGUGUGCUUUCCACCAACGUUCAGUCAAGUUCCUGGGACACAUUCUCGACGACAACGGCAUCCACCCUGAUCCCCAGAAAGUGCGCGGCGUUCAGGAGCUGAAACCCUGCACGGAUGUCCCAGCAGUACGUCGUUUCCUUGGCAUGGCGAAUCAGCUGGGAAAGUUCGUACCUGAUUUGGCAACGAUGUCUCAGCCACUCCGUGCUCUCCUGAUCAAAGGCCAGGAAUGGUCCUGGACCGAUGCACACCAAGCAGCAUUCGACGCGAUCAAGUCAGCCCUCAGCUCGCAUCCAGUACUGGCAAUGUACUCGACUACCCUGGAUAUGAUCAUAUCUGCAGACGCCUCAUCAUUCGGCCUGGGAGCAGUCCUCCUCCAUGUGCAGUCUGACGGCUCCAUUCGUCCAGUUGCAUAUCAGUCCCGUUCUCUGACACCAGCUGAGACACGCUAUUCUCAAAUCGAGAAAGAGGCUCUUGCUUUUACUUGGGCAUGCGAUCGUUUCGAACAUUUCAUACUUGGCAAGCCGUUUACGAUCCAGACCGACCACAAGCCGCUCAUCCCGCUUCUAGGCAGCCGUGCUCUAGACGACCUACGGCCUAGAGUUGUCCGUUUCCGUCUGAGGCUCCUUCGUUUCAAUUUCCGCAUUGUUCACGUGCCAGAACACCGGGCACACAUCACACUUACCGAUGACGGUCUGCUGCUCUACAACGACAGGUUGAUCAUUCCCGCAUCUCAUCGCGACGACAUUCUGUCACGGCUCCACACUGGACACCAAGGCAUAGCCAAGUGUCGCCGUCUUGCCCGCAACUCUGUCUGGUGGCCCUCCGUCAAUUCGGCCAUUCAGCUGUAUGUUGCAAAUUGCUCGACGUGCGCCCGCAUACACACUCAACCAGCUGAACCGCUCAUCCCAACAACACUCCCUGAUCUACCAUGGCAACGUCUAGCUGCUGACCUGUUCCACUUUGGUUCGCGUGACUUUCUCCUACUGGUAGACUACUACUCUCGCUACAUCGAAGUCGUCCAGCUGACGUCAACAUCAUCCAAGGCUGUAAUUACGCACCUGCAAAGUAUCUUUGCCCGUCACGGUAUUCCCGAGACAUUGAUGUCGGACAACGGUCCACAGUUUGCGUCUGAGGAGUUUCGUCGAUUUGCUGAGGAGUUCUUAUUCCAGCACGUAACCAGUUCUCCGCUAUAUCCACCGGCUAACGGUCUCGCCGAAAGAUCCGUUAAAACCGUCAAGCAUCUAUUCACUGCCUCUCCAGAUUGGUUCCGAAAGCAGCUUCAGCACCAAUACAACACCACCGCGUCCAACACAACCUAUGGCAACAAGUACAACAUCCUCUACAACCUCUUCUACACACUCAGCCGUUCCUACAUCCAGUACAACAUCAGCAGGCACAACCAUUACUCGUAG
Sycon ciliatum is the source of this 2985-nucleotide messenger RNA. RefSeq lists its product as uncharacterized. The transcript is spliced from 5 exons. Gene Ontology annotation, molecular function: nucleic acid binding. Gene Ontology annotation, biological process: DNA integration. NCBI's taxonomy places the organism in Eukaryota, Metazoa, Porifera, Calcarea, Leucosolenida, Sycettidae. The record is from RefSeq and is a predicted model, not a curated record. Bases 1 to 2985 code for a protein of 994 amino acids.